Acanthisitta chloris (rifleman) is the source of this 1699-nucleotide messenger RNA. It is a transcript of the gene NPLOC4, whose product is annotated as nuclear protein localization 4 homolog (S. cerevisiae). Gene Ontology annotation, cellular component: nucleus. NCBI's taxonomy places the organism in Eukaryota, Metazoa, Chordata, Aves, Passeriformes, Acanthisittidae. Gene Ontology annotation, molecular function: ubiquitin binding; ubiquitin protein ligase binding. The annotation marks the transcript as partial. Gene Ontology annotation, biological process: ubiquitin-dependent protein catabolic process. The transcript is spliced from 16 exons. The record is from RefSeq and is a predicted model, not a curated record.
AUCAUCCGAGUGCAGUCGCCGGAGGGAGUCAAACGCAUCACGGCCACGAAGAGGGAGACGGUGGCAACGUUCCUCAAAAAGGUUGCAAAGGAAUUUGGCUUCAGGAAUAAUGGCUUUUCCGUGUACACCAACAGGAACAGGACAGGAGAGAUCACAGCAGCACAGAACAAAUCCCUCAACCUGCUCAAGAUCAAGCAUGGAGAUAUGCUGUUCCUGUACCCCUCAAGCCCUGCUGGCUCCUCCUCAGAGACCAUGGACACCUCUGUCUCCCAGAAUUCCCGGCCUGGAGGGGCUCCCCAGGUGGUGGAAGAUGAGAUUGAUCAGUACCUGAUCAAACAGGAUGGGAAGAUCUAUCGGAACAGAGACCAGCAGCUGUGUCGCCAUGGCCCUUUGGGGAAAUGUGUGCACUGUGUCCCACUGGAGCCCUUCGAUGAGGAUUAUUUGAACCAUCUGGAACCUCCUGUGAAGCAUAUGUCAUUCCAUGCCUACAUCAGGAAGCUGACUGGAGGGGCAGACAAGGGGAAGUUUGUGGCCCUGGAGAACAUCAGCUGUAAGAUCAAGUCGGGGUGUGAGGGACACCCUCCCUGGCCCGAGGGGAUCUGCACCAAGUGCCAGCCCAGUGCCAUCACCCUCAACAGACAGAAAUACAGACAUGUUGACAACAUCAUGUUUGAGAACCACACAAUUGCAGAUCGCUUCCUAGACUUCUGGAGGAAGACAGGGAACCAGCACCUGGGCUACCUGUACGGCAGGUACACGGAGCACAAGGACAUCCCCCUGGGCAUCCGGGCAGAGGUGGCAGCCAUCUAUGAGCCCCCACAGAUCGGCACACAGAACAGCCUGGAGAUCCUGGAGGACCCGAAGGCCGAGGUCGUGGAUGAGAUCGCGGCGAAGCUUGGCCUGAGGAAGGUCGGGUGGAUAUUCACUGACCUGGUCUCGGAGGACACACGGAAAGGGACUGUUCGGUACAGCAGGAACAAGGACACCUAUUACCUGAGUGCAGAGGAGUGCAUCACAGCUGGCAACUUCCAGAACCAGCAGCCCAACAUCUGCCGCCUCUCUCCAGAUGGGCAUUUCGGAUCCAAGUUUGUCACAGUUGUGGCCACAGGGGGCCCUGACAACCAGGUGCACUUUGAGGGGUACCAGGUGUCCAACCAGUGCAUGGCCCUGGUGCGGGACGAGUGCCUCCUGCCCUGCCGGGACGCGCCGGAGCUGGGCUACGCCAAGGAGUCCAGCAGUGAGCAGUAUGUGCCUGAUGUGUUCUACAAGGACAUAGACAAGUUUGGGAACGAGAUCACCCAGCUGGCUCGGCCCCUGCCCGUCGAGUACCUCAUCAUAGACAUUACUACAACUUUCCCCAAGGAUCCGGUGUACACUUUUUCUAUUUCUCAAAAUCCAUUCCCCAUCGAGAACCGAGACGUGCUGGGAGAGACUCAGGACUUCCACAGCUUGGCCACGUACCUGUCCCAGAACACUUCUUCCAUUUUCCUAGACAUCAUUUCUGAUUUCCAUCUGCUCCUCUUCCUGGUCACAAACGAGGUCAUGCCUCUGCGGGACAGCAUCAGUUUGUUGCUGGAAGCUGUGAGGACCAAAAAUGAGGAGCUUGCACAGACCUGGAAAAAAUCUGAGCAGUGGGCGACCAUCGAGCAGCUCUGCAGCACGGUGGGUGUCCCUCUCUCGGGGCUGCAGGAGUACGGUG